Triplophysa dalaica is the source of this 2468-nucleotide messenger RNA. It is a transcript of the gene cdca7b, whose product is annotated as cell division cycle associated 7b. Gene Ontology annotation, cellular component: nucleus. The record is from RefSeq and is a predicted model, not a curated record. Gene Ontology annotation, biological process: regulation of DNA-templated transcription. Bases 913 to 2181 code for a protein of 422 amino acids. Lineage: Eukaryota; Metazoa; Chordata; Actinopteri; Cypriniformes; Nemacheilidae. The transcript is spliced from 10 exons.
CAAGAAUGAGACAGACGUCACGUGUGGGAGAAGAGAUGCUCGUCCAACGCAAGCGAUCAUGUCGAAUACGACAAUGAACACGUGUGUGACUUAACUGACCGAUCGGCCACAUCUGCGAUGUUUGCAUUUUUGCAAAAGUGUGUUUUGUACAUUAAGAUCUUGUAAGAAUUUCGUGGUCCUUGGCUGUGAUUCGUUGAAGUAAAGUCCGAUUCGCGAACGAAUCGUUCUUUAGAGUCGAUUCUUUUAAACGGGUUGAAUCAGUACACCAAAUCGACUGAACCGUUUAAAACAAUUCGUUAUUAAAUAUCGACGAGUUAUUCUCUUUUUGAGCGUAUAACUUUGGAGGUUGUAACCUGCCUAAUCAUUUUGAGCAAAAUAAAUCAUAAAACAAAACACUUAAUUUUCAUUUCUGAUUUAACAAGUCUAUGCAAUUUAUGCGCGAUUAUUUUAAUAUAAUAUAUGCGGCCACGGUUCUGCUUUUGUGGGGUGACAAUUUAAGUUUGUAUGUAGUUUUGCGCCACAGAUGGCAGGUAUGCGUCCCCCGCGGGCACGAGUCCGUGAUGGGCGUCAUCGUACACAUUUCCCGCGAAAGUCCACAGCUUCAUGGACUCUUCCAAGUGCUGACACGAGCGGGGGAAGACGGACGAAGCCAACUUUAGAUUCACUUUAGAAAGCCAUACGUGAUAUUUUUAAAUCUGUUUAAUGUGGACGUGUUAUGCCUACAAUGUGUUUUUUCUGUCUAUAAAAUGAAUUAAAACCGAGCAUACAACAUUUUAUUAAGUCGAAAGUGCACACGUUCCCCUCCGGUUUAUUAUAGCGUCCCGUCCGAUCGUGUUGUGUUUUAAACCUUCCAUUCAUCCAUUGAAGACGACAACACGCCGAUAAACAAGUAAAAUUGAUUGAAUUGUUAAAAUGGUCAAAACCCGAAAAACUCAAAUGGAGACCAAACAGAUGGACAUGAUGGAUCUGUCAGAGGAGAGCAGAGACAGUAUACAGUCAAAGGAUCUUUGCUUCAGAUCCACAUUUAUUACAGACGAGUUAGCUCAGAUCUUCAUAGAAACGGACAGCGAGGAAGAAUUUGAGGGUUUCGCAGACGAGUCCGACCGGAGGAAAACUGUGAGUGGGGGGUCUGAGGAAGACAGCGAUGACAUCGGCUUUUAUUCCGAAGGGGAGGAGCCGGAACCUAAAAAGAAUCGCAGCUCUGGACUGUGUGUGGCGUUCAAGUUUCCUAGCAAGAGAAACUCCGCCCCUAAACGGCAUGCGGCCAAACAAGGCAUCAAAGAGGCCACGCCCACAGCCCCUCCCACCCUUACUCAGCCUGCAGGGAGAAACGGGAAGCGCGGUCGAAGUCAAUCGAAAGAGCCGGUUUUAUGUGAUAUUAUAAAGAGCCAAUCCAAACCCUCGGAUCCCUUGACCAGCGUUGAGAGUCUGCUGACGGAUGAAGAGAUGCAAAUAUUGAGCAAAAGGGCAAAGAACAUCCAAGAAAACAAAGCAAUGCUAGCAAAACUGUUUGCAGACUUGUCAUCUUUGCCUGACCUUUCCUCUAAAACAACUCCCACAAAAAAGAAAUCAUCCACUUCAAAACGUCGUUUCUCAGAGGUGCAGAGCGAGAGACGGAACCCGAGCCGCAAGGCGAGACCCCCGGAACAUUUCGGGUUGGAGAAGGAGGAGAAAGCAGAACCUCAAAAGAGAGAGGGCGGCAAAAUCGACAUCCAGCGUCUGAUGGGGGUUAAUGAGGGACAGCGAGACGUGAGGCCCAAACAGAGAAAGCGUCGGUCACGCGAGUUCCUUCGUAUGCCAGAGGACAUCACCCAAGAAGAACUGGAUAACGUCGCCGAUCGAGCAAAAGACAAGAUCCUGGAUAAAGAAAAUGGCAGCACGUGUCAUCAGUGUCGUCAGAAGACCCUCGACACGAAGACAGAAUGCAGGGGUUUGUACUGCCAGGGGGUCAAAGGUCAGUUUUGUGGCCCCUGUUUACGCAACCGUUACGGGGAAGAUGUCCGCGAGGCGCUGCUGGAUCCUACGUGGGUGUGUCCCAUCUGUCGUGGUGUGUGUAACUGCAGUCUGUGCAGGAAGCGUGAUGGACGCUGUGCUACGGGCGCUCUCACAAACCUAGCCAAGUACUACGGACACAGCAACGUAAAGGAGUAUUUGGAAAGUCUACAGAAGGAAGUGGAGUGAACACAGAGUGUCUGGCACUUGUGAUCCGAACCGAUACUGUACCACUUCUGAUAUUUUACCUUUGACACUUUUUAAGCAUGUUUUUUUAAGAACAGAUAUGCAAACCACUAGUGUAUUUCUAAACGUCCUGAUUUUAUACUGUACUUUGAUUUCAAAUAAACCGUUUCUUGCAGAUGAUUCGCACAUGCCUAAAGCAUAUAAAACAUGUUUCUGACUGAAAAGCAUUUUGUCAUUUGCACAUUUGUUGUCAUUUUAAUAAGCUUUAAUAAAAAUGUUCUUGUUUUAUA